Anguilla rostrata (American eel) is the source of this 3015-nucleotide messenger RNA. RefSeq names its product polymerase (DNA directed), gamma 2, accessory subunit (gene polg2). The coding region runs from base 632 to 2035 and encodes 467 amino acids. Gene Ontology annotation, biological process: mitochondrial DNA replication. The transcript has 8 exons. The record is from RefSeq and is a predicted model, not a curated record. Gene Ontology annotation, cellular component: mitochondrion; cytoplasm. Lineage: Eukaryota; Metazoa; Chordata; Actinopteri; Anguilliformes; Anguillidae.
AGUGAUUCAAUUGUGGUCCGGCAGUAUAAGCAAACCGAUUGCAGCUGAUGAUAUUUAUCUUGUUUAUAUUCCGUACAUGUGUCGUUAAUUUGACCUAAAAUCUGCACACUGACGUUCAGUAAGGCGAGGAUGUUAAUUUACUAGCCAGAAGAAAAACGGAAGUUGGUGACGAGCUUGAAAACAUGUUAUGAAAUGGUUCGAAAUACUACUGCUGUAGGUUCGUUUCCGGUUCAUGUGCGGCACGAGGUAGGUUCGAAUAAGAACAUUACUAGAAUGACUGGGUAAAACGUGACCAGCGUAGUGACUAGUUUGCAUGGAUAAGCGGCUAAGACACAGAAAUACCACAACGUGGCACGUUGUUGUAAUAUGUCUUCAAGUAUAUUCAAAUGAUCUUAAAGCGAAUUGCUAACCUACCGUGCGAACAUGUAAUGAAUAGUUAUUAAAUUAGUUAUGCGCUGUGAAUAGCCACUGUGGUACUUUUAGUCCUAACUAGCUAAAUAUUUAAUAAUGUCCUCUCCCUACCAGCUUAGUUCGUAACUUUAAUUUAAGGCUUCGGUUGCUUGUCAGCUUUAUGCAAUUUUGUCUUCAUUUCUUAAAAAUAGGAUAAGUCGUUAUAUGUGUCCAGGAAAUAAUGCUAACGCAUUGUGUAAGAACGCAAGUUUUCUUCUUGAGGAGACCUAAAAUGCCAUCGCCAUUGCCAUGUAGAUUUACGAAUCCCCUCCAAUUUUGGAGAGACUGUGCAAGUUUGCCGUCUGACACUGGCGACACUGAUCACAUUAAGACAUUCAUUGAACUCUGUUCAGACCGCUAUUACAUAAUCCGUGACACACGCAAUUGGGACUCCUUUCGUCGCGGCAUCAACUGUCGUUAUGGACCCUUGGGAAUGGAACUGAGGAAGGGUAUGCUGGAUAAGUGGUGGGCUUCAGUGGUGAUGUCCCGGGCGCAGGUGUUCGGGAUCAGUACUAUGCAUCUGACCAGGACCACGUCUGCAACAGCGGAGAGCACUCUGAAGUUAGUCGAAAGCAAUGCCCUGGACUGUACUGUAAACCAAAAGGGAUUGCCCUGGGACCAGGCUAGAGACACUUUGAAGAGGCAACUGCAGGGCAGCCCAACAGUGCGGACUAAUCUGCUGCAAGGUGCUUUGGAGCAGUAUUUGUCUUCCUUGGAGCUGGUGAACAGGAGGUUGCCAUUUGGCCUGGCAGAGACGGGUGUGUGCUACCAGGCUUUGGAGGAGCAGACCAAUGGGCCUGGUUGCCCAGCUGAGUUUACGCAGGCCUCACUGGUCUGGUUCUGUUCCCCUCGCACCUCCUCCCAGUGGUUGGACUACUGGGCACGCCAGCGGCUGCAGUGGUGGCGAAAAUUUGCCUUGGGCCCCUCCAGCUUCAGCUGCAGUGACGUUUCGGACGGGGAAGAGGGCGAGAGAGCGUCUCGCGGAGUCAGGAUACUGUACCACUUCCCUUGGGGCGCAGAGCCACUGGAGACGCUGUGGAACCUGGGGGAUGCGGAGCUGCUGCAGACCCACAAGGGUAGCCGUGCCAAGCUGCAGUGUAGAGACGGGAGGAAGUCCGUGGUGCCUCACGUCAUCUCUGUGAGCGGGAACGUAGACCGUGGUGUUUUGGCAUACCUGCACAACUCUCUACAGGAGAUUAGGAAAACGGACAGUAAACAGAGACUGCACAAGAGAAAGGUGCUGAAGCUGCAUCCCAGUUUGGCCCCAGUUAAAGUCGCUUUGGAUAUGGGCCGGGGGCCUACAGUGGAUCUGCGACAGGUUUGUGAGGGUUUACUUCAGGAGUUACUGGAAGGAGGGAUAACAGCAUGGCCUGGUUACCUGGAGACUAUGCCAUCCUCCAUGGAGCAGCUCAACACCAAGUAUGAUGAGAUGGGGGUGUUGUUCACCAUAGCGAUCACCGACGGCACACUGGAGAGUGGCCUGGUUCUGGUGAGGAGCCGAGACACCACCAUAAAAGAGACCAUGCACAUCUCCAAGGUCAAAGCGUUUCUCGCCAAGUACAUCAGUGCAUCGGAAAAUAUCUGAGCCACAAAGAACUCUGCUUCCUACAGAUACAGAUGCAUUGUGAUAAUGACUUUCACUUGUCUGUUUUUGACAAACUUUUUUUCAACUAAAUGUGGGAAUGUAAAUUAUUAACAUUUUUAUUGUGAUUAAAACUUCUUGUGAUAUGGAUGUAUUGGUCUUGACAUGUGCUUUAUUUUGUAUCAUAUUGAAGACUUUUUUUGCUCUAAGAACUAUUAUUUAACUGUUCUUUUUUAAAACUGAUUAACAAAGUUGAAGGGACAGUUCCUUCAGAAAUUGUUUUUCAUUCAUUGUCUAACCUCACAAAAUGUCUUUUGAUCCUGCAAUGACAGCUCUCCUCAACAUAUUUUUCAGAUUUGAUUAUUUUAUCAAAAAAACAGGAAUAUAUUUGAAAAGGAGAUAAAUGGAUUUAAGUGUGUUGGUAUUGAUCUACUGUGGUAGUGACACAGUAUGUGUAACACUCCUUUUUUAUACUUUAGUAUGUUUCUAAUGAAAAUAGAAGGUUAGAGGUUAUUUAAUUUUGGAUAUGGUUAUGACUGUACCUACAGUACUCCAAAUUACUCAUUUUCUCAAACAAUUGAUAUAUUUUUAUUAUCCUGUGUUCUUUAAAUAGUUUUUUUUGACCCUUAGCUGAAUCUUUCCUGUCUACAGACUUCCCCACAUUUUGGUAAUGAGGCUUUCUGAUGCCUUUCUGAUGGAGUAAUCAAAUCUGAAGAAGUAUGCUGGGGAGACCUGUCAUUAUCAAAAAACAUUUCUCAAGCUAAGAACAUGAGUCACAUAUUUUUUUUACACCAUUUGUCUAUAUUGUCUAUAAAGCCAUCCUUCACAAAUUACUCUUACCUCACUUCACCUUAAGUAAUGAAAGAAAGUGCCUUAUAACACAGUUUUAAAGUUCCUUAAAUUUGUUCAAAUCUGGGUAAAAGUGCUUAAAAAUUGUAUGCCCCUCAAACCUUGAAUGUGUUACAUAAAGAAUUGAAACUUGA